Acaulospora colombiana is the source of this 1236-nucleotide messenger RNA. The record is from the annotation of a GenBank genome assembly. NCBI's taxonomy places the organism in Eukaryota, Fungi, Glomeromycota, Glomeromycetes, Diversisporales, Acaulosporaceae.
AUGAACCCAUCUGAAAAAAAGAUUUUUCGCGUACGAGUUCAGAAAGAAACAAUUGAAGCCUUCACAGGACUCAGUUAUAUGCAUGAGAAGACCAAAAAAGUUGUUAAACUUGACGGCCCCAGUAUAGCUGCUGAAGUGAGAAAAGCUAAAUUCUAUCAAGAUGCAUCCGUUUUGGUCAGAGAAAGAGUGACCGAAAAACAAGAGAAGUCAUAUAUCGAAGUAGUUGAGGGCGAUUGCCUUCUUGAAGCUUUAAGGUUAAAAAAACAGGGCUUUAAUCCAGUGGUUUUAAACAUGGCCUCGGCCACAAGUGUAGGGGGCGGAUAUAAAUCGGGCGCGGGAGCUCAAGAAGAAAAUUUAUUUCGCCGAACGAAUCUUUUCCAAUACCAUGAGCCAAACAAGUCUGAAUGGUAUCCAAUUCCCGAAUUUGGUGGUGCAUAUUGUCCAAAUGCGACCGUUGUGAGAUCAAGCGAGCCUGAAAAUUACGCUUUUUUGGAAGUUCCUGAGACGAUGUCUUUUGUUGCAGUAGCAGCCUUACGUAGGCCAAAAGUUAUAAGGGAUAAUUCUGGAGAAUAUACAAUAACUCCUGACGCAAAUAACAAAACACGCCAUAAGAUUCGAGCGAUAUUGAACAUAGGAUUAGAUAAUGGUCAUGACGCAAUUGUUCUUAGCGCCUUUGGAUGUGGCGCCUAUAAAAACCCACCGAAAACAAUAGCUCGACUCUUUUACGAGGUCAUUUUGACAGAAUAUGCUGGAGGUGAUAAGGAUAUGCCACGUACCUAUAAACAUAUUUCCUUUGCCAUAAUCGAUGACCACAACUCUAAAAAAAAACAUAACCCGGAGGGAAACCUCUACCCUUUUCGAAUGAUAUUCGGCAAUGGUGGAUCAUUAAAUGCACAAGGGGAUAAUUCUGCACUAUCUCCACUCCGAUUUUUUUCGAAUAAUCGUAAAAAAGAGGGUCGCAAAAACAAUGAUAGACCUAAAGAUGAAUCCUGCGAACAAAAAAAGCGAAAAAGUAGCAACCACCAAAGAUCAUCUCAUUUUCAAUCAUCAAAACAACAAUCUACUUUGGAUGAGGCAUGGAAACAUGAGCCAUCCCGGAGGCCCGAUGAUCCAAUCAAUGAGUCGUCAGAAAAGAUACAUCCAGAGGAUAACGGUGGUUCCAACGAAGGUAAUGGGGCUGUUGAAACGAAAGGUGAAGAGGAUAUAAAUGCUGAUAAUGACAUGCUUAUGGGGUAA